Vombatus ursinus (common wombat) is the source of this 1279-nucleotide messenger RNA. It is a transcript of the gene LY6G6D, whose product is annotated as lymphocyte antigen 6 family member G6D. Gene Ontology annotation, biological process: acetylcholine receptor signaling pathway. The transcript is spliced from 3 exons. Gene Ontology annotation, cellular component: external side of plasma membrane. Gene Ontology annotation, molecular function: acetylcholine receptor inhibitor activity. Lineage: Eukaryota; Metazoa; Chordata; Mammalia; Diprotodontia; Vombatidae. The record is from RefSeq and is a predicted model, not a curated record. Bases 36 to 452 code for a protein of 138 amino acids.
GGGAGCAAGAGAGAGACUAGAGGAAAAGUAACAUCAUGAACUCUGAAAUCCUCUGGAUCCUGCUGUGCACCCUGUUGGGGAAGACCCUAGGCAAUCGAAUACGAUGUUAUGACUGUAAUCCAGAUGGUCCCUGCACUGAGAUUGUGAGGACAUGUGAGGAGGGCGAGCGCUGUGGAUUCCUGGAGCAAAGACUCAACCAAGAGGAGCAGGUCAAGUUUCCAGGGAACCCCACAGUCACCCUGAUCCAUCAUCACCCUACCUGUGUGGCUGCCCAUCGCUGUGAACAGGAGGAAACAGAGUUGGUGGGUGGUGUGUCCUAUACUACUCACAGUAGCUGUUGCCAUGGUGACCUCUGCAAUGGUGCUGCAACUACUAUGAUUCCUAGCAUUGCCUUGGCCACUCUGGUGGCCAUCACACUGGCUUGGAUCCUUCCAGGACUAUGGGGAGGGUAAUAGCAUUGCUGUAUGGGCACAUGGAGUGAGUGAGUAGGGCUGUGGUACCCUCCUCCAAUGUCUAUUAAACUCUACUGACUGAUUUACAGCUGAGCAGAAAAUUCACAUGUUGUGAUGGGGUUGGGGGGGGAUGCAAGGGAGGAAAAUGGAAAUAGGGCUUGGGGGCCUCAGGAAGUGAUCAAAUCUCAGCAGCCAGGGACCCUAAGAGAUGAUGAGAGCAUCCGGAGUGCCUGCUAGAUACUGUUGUUGGGGAAAACCUUCCAAAACAAUUAGAUUCCCUGAAAUGAGGUAUGUGGGUGGUGGGAGAGUCUCUUGAGCACUCAGUGAGGGUGACCAGGCCUCCCUAGAGCCUUCAGUCUGUGUGUUGUCCUACCCCCACCCCAUAUACACCUUAGCAAAUAAGACAGGGUUGUUUGGAACUCAGAGGAGACAGGAGACAAAGUGAAGGCACCUAUUUAGAGGUUGUUUCCCAGGCCUGAGACUUUCCCCUAAAAAACAGCCAAAAAUCUCAGAGUUAAGGAAAACCAUAGUAGUAUUGGGCAGAACUAUCUACUAGAAUCCUAGGUAGGGAAUUGCCCCACUUCAGUCUAAUCCUUCUCACCCAGCUGAAGUCUCAAGACUACCUGCAGUUCUGGAUGGAAAGUUCUAGAGGGGUGUGGUCCCUAUGUGGUGUGUACAACAUGUUCCCCCAAACAUUAGGUGCCAAUUCUCCAGGCAGAGGUAGGAACAGAAGAGGCCAGAAAAACUUGUUGGUCCAGAUCCUCCCUUCUCCACCCCAAACAGAGAAAUUCCCUGAGGGAGCUUCAGGGAUAAACAACUUGGGUGCC